AUGGAUGGUGAUAUGAGAGAUUAUCUCAAAACAGAGCUUCAAGCAACAGAUGAAGAGUUAGAUAAAUUGGAAAAAUUAAUCCAACUACAGCAAUCCAAAGUGAACUCAACAGAAGCAAACAUUAAUCAACCAUCAGUUAUUUUCGAUGAUUUUCUUUACCAAGGUGAUUUAGGUCAUGCUAUCGAUGAAAAACUACUGUCGGAACUCAAAAUUCAACAUAUCAUUAAUCUCUGUGAUUGUCCAUUGGAAACGGCGAUCGUUGAAAGAUUUGAUGUGACAUGGAUCGAUAAUUUUGAUGACAAUUUUCAAAGUCAAAUUCGAGAACAUCUCAAUCGAACUAAUGAUCUUCUCGAUAAAUACAACAAGAAUAAGGAGAAAGUAUUAGUUCAUUGUCAAGCUGGAAUAUCUCGGUCCUCAUCGAUAAUUUUGGCCUAUUUGAUGAAGUAUAAUCAUAAGAGCUUGGAGGAAGCUUACGAAUAUUUACUCGAACGAAGACCAAUCGUUGCACCAAACUAUGGUUUUCUUAUCCAAUUGAUUCGAUAUGAAAAGGAGCUUGAAAAUCAAAAGACAUGA
Adineta ricciae is the source of this 573-nucleotide messenger RNA. Lineage: Eukaryota; Metazoa; Rotifera; Eurotatoria; Adinetida; Adinetidae. The record is from the annotation of a GenBank genome assembly.